Molecule: messenger RNA, 1545 nt
Organism: Phytomonas sp. EM1
Lineage: Eukaryota; Euglenozoa; Kinetoplastea; Trypanosomatida; Trypanosomatidae
Source: the annotation of a GenBank genome assembly
AUGUGGUCUCCCGCCAUCUACGACGAUGGGUCGGCUUCAGUGCGGCUGCCCGUACUGCACUUAAUCACCACCGUCCUGGCAUACACGAAAGGCCCCGCCCCGCUCGCCCUCAGCGCGACCUCGCGUGAGGCACGGGAGGUGGUGGAGCGAAGUCGACAUAGCUAUCAAAUCGGCCCGCUGCGUAGUUUUUUCUCCGAUUUCAGCGACACCCCGCUGCGAGUGAUCGAACUGCACGGCAACUCCUCGCUCAAGGCGUGGAGGGCGGCGUACUGGUGGAUCACCUCCUCGCGACCGGACGCCUUACUCGCGAUCAGCUGCACGAAAAUGGAUCUGUCGGAGAAAACGAUCCGCGCGAUGAUGGGGCGUCAUAAAAAAGCCCUCCGACGACGCGUGGUGCGGUUAACCCGAGGCCGAACCCCCACCCCGGCGAGCGAUCUCUCCUGGCUAAGGCAGCUGCCCAACCUCACCCACUUGGAUCUGUCGUUUUGUGAGCAUAUCACGAACUGGCGGCCGAUCGGCGCCCUCCACGCGUUGCGGUUUCUCGCCGUCAAGUGCUCGAACCUCGCGCGGCUGGACUUCCUAGCCUUCUGCCCGCUUCUGGAGGAGCUGCAGCUGAAGAACUGCACGCGGGUUCAGAAUUGGGGGGUGGUGGGGGUUUUAAACCACCUGCGGGUGCUGCAGGCGGACUUCUCCAGCCUGCACGACCUCUCGUUUCUCGCCGGCUGCAACGAGCUGGAGGAGCUCUCGCUGGAUCGAUGCGGGGGGAUCUCGGAUUGGUCCCCGAUCGGCCUCCUGCGCGACCUCCACUCGCUGAGCCUCGCGUCGACGGGGGUUCGCGACCUCCGCUUCCUGCCUUCCUGCGGCUUCCUGGAGGUCCUGAACCUCGCGGGUUGCCGGCACGUCGAGAGCUACCACCCCCUCGCGGGGCUCCACCACCUUCGCGUGCUCAGCGCGGAGAAUUCCAACCUCCGCGAUCUCGGCUUCGUUCCCGCCUGCGCGUUUUUGCAGGAACUCCACCUCAGUCGGUGUGAGGGGAUCGUGGAUUGGCGCCCGAUCGGCAGUCUUCGCCGGCUCCGCGUCCUCAACGCGGACGACACCGCGAUUCGCGAUCUCACCUUCCUCGCCACCUGUGAGGCCUUGGAAGGGCUCUACCUGGGUGGCUGCAAGGCGAUCGAGGACUGGCGCCCGAUCGGCAAUCUUCGCCAACUUCAGAUCCUCUUCGCGAGCUACUCCAGCCUCGGGGAUCUUUCCUUCUUGACCAGCUGUGCGGCGCUGCGGGAGCUGCACGUGGUGGCGUGCACGGCGAUCGAGGACUGGCGCCCUAUCGGUAGUCUUCGCCAGCUCCACCUCCUCUACGCGGGGCGCUCCCGCAUCGCCGACCUCUCCUUUCUCGAGGGCUGCGCGCGGCUGGAGGCGCUGUCGCUGACGCGAUGCGAGGGGAUCCGGGAGUGGGAGGUGCUCGGCCGCCUCGCCCGGCUCCGGAAGCUCGACGCGCCGCGGGAUAAGGUGAAGGAUCUCGUCGCGGAUGCGGUUAGGAUCGUUUGA